GUGCCUAUGGAAGACAAUAUAAUCAUUAGUAAUUCACUUGACUGUACAUGAUUGAACUUGUUAUUAUUUUAUAUGCUACAAAAAUAUCACAGGCAUGUCCUUAAAGAAUGUGUGCUUCAUCAUAAGAAACGCUUCAUGAAAGGAGUUAUUAGUAUUGUAUAGAAUAAACAAUAACCCAACAACAUACACAGGAGUUCAAGAAGUACGUUCAUCUUUCCGCUUGUUUGCGUGACCAGACGUCGAUAUGCGCACGCAUCCGGAAUAUUGACUUCCGCUGGAGACGAUAAACAAUAGUACCAUGGCAGGAGAGUAGAGAGACUUCUAACAUGGCGCCGGAUUCCAAGCAUAGGAAGGAUCCAACGGAUCCCCAUUUAAAGUUCCUGACAAGAUCUCGGCGUCUUAUUUCAACGACUAGGGAUCAUAUGAACAAUGUCGGUCGAAUAUCGGCCGAAAUACAUGUACUCUCUCAAAGUAUUCUAGCGGAUCAUGACGAAUUCAUACGAGCAAGAUCCGCUCAAAAUGGCAAUUCCGAUCCCGUGGAAGAUCCCAGUAUUCAGAGAGAGAUAUCUUUUGAAGUGUCGAACGCGUCUGAAAAUGAGGCAAACGAUCAACCAGUACCCCGCUUUACAGAAAACACUCUCAAAGUACCCAUUCGCUACCCGGAUAUUCAUAGUGGUGGGAUUCAUAGACCCCAGAAGGACCAGGGACCGUCGAUAAGGAAACAUAAACAUCGACACACACAUGAUAAACUUCCACAGAUUAACAAACACUCGGUUACGGCUGUGCCUCAAGCCGCUGCAAGUAUUUACAGAAACCCUCAAAUCCCUUAUGUCCCCCAUAAACUGUUGCCAAAGGUUAAACCGGAACCGGUAGCUGUUUACAAAGAGGUUAAUUCGAAUAGACACUCCGUUGCCCGUUUGAAACUGCACAGACUAAAGGUAGAAGACAAGACAGAUAAUUUGCCUACUAUUACACGUAACAACGUCGAUCGAAAAUAUGUGAGUGACAAAAAGCCUCGGAAGGAGGUUGCUGCUAAUAAGCUUCCUGUGAUAAAACAUCAACUUCCGGUUUACCGAGCGCCUGCGCAGAUCAUGCAACCGCCAGGCUAUGCGCCUCGCAUUGAGGCAAGGCCGCCAGUGGAUGUCAAGGUUGAGGAUACAACUGUCAGCGUGCCUACCAACAAUGCGGAUAUAAAACGUAAUAGUGCUAUGCAGAGAAAUGUGCUUCCCGAGGUUGCUGUGAAACACCCAACACCUCAAGGACGAGUACCAACAGGUAGGGUGCCAAGGAUAAAUCGCCUGCAACUUAAGUCAGGUCUGCUUCAAAGUGGAGAAAAGGUAGAAUUGUCUGUAAAUGGGAAGAAAUUGAACGAACUAAUUCUCCUCGGGAGGGAGACAAGAAAGGAGUCGUCUGCAACACCGCGAAUUUCGACGUACAGACCAGAGAGUAAAAAGAAAUUGAAACGUAAGGAAACAGUUAUACUUCCCAAAGUUAACCCAGGGCCUUCAUUUUCGCCGGAUUUCAAACCCUCUAAACGAUACCACCGUCCCUCGUACAUGAUUACCUCCCCUGUUCCAGUUUGUCACCUGGCGCCAACGCCAUCGCUUGAGUCCUAUAUGUCACUGUCGCCGAUGCCAUACAUUCAUCAGAUGACCUUGACCCCACGUCAAACUAUGUUGUUGUCUGGGUCUCCUGGCAACCUGACGUCACAUUCUCGACCCGGUUCACUGAUAAGAGAGUCGCCUCUGGUAGUGACAAAAUUGCCGAAAAUACCUGCAUCGGGCGAGGGAGCGACUUGAUGCUUUCUCUGUCCAUGAGUACUUGAAUCGUCAAUUGUGGAACAGACUUAAGAUUGACUCUGUAUGAUCCGAACAAUUGUUAAAAAUAGCAUCGGUGGGAUCUUUGCUUGUGAGCUACAGUCCAUGUGCCGAGUCAAGGUGGCGCAUUGACGAAUACACGUAGCGCAGUAACCCCACGUGCACAGUGUCACACUCCUCCAUGUCCGCUGUUCAAUGGAAAUGGGUUAUUCCGCUGCAUUCGAAACACCUGGUGUCCCAAAACUCGGUGUUCACUUCGUUUCGUCUGAGGUUGUUGAGCAGUGUAUAACAAGACGUGUGACACUGUGGUCACUUAAACACAAUAAAAAGGUGAUGUGAUAUAUGAGUGUGUGUGUGCAGAAAGAGGAUACCUGCCAACAAGAUGGUCUGAUGUCGUACCAGUAGGUUCAUUCCGAGAGGUGUUGUGUAUGACCAAUGAUUGUACAUAACCAUGGCUCAGUAUCAUACACCCUGAACUGGUGUAUAUAUUUGUGUCUAGAAUGUUUCUACCUCAUGAGUCAUAUUGACGGACACUGAUAUAAAUGUGCUUCUCGAAGAAAGGCAUUAUUUUAUGAAAUGAAAUUCAAGGAUUAGUGAUCUUGACUCUCUUGCUGCGAGAAAAGUAUACACCCGUUCACUGAUGAACUAAUAAUACCAAUCAGGUUUAAACGGAUUAGCGCAAUCGUUUUCAGUUCAUAAGAAGACUUUAUUAUAACGCCGGGUCUUAUAAACGGCCGU
Molecule: messenger RNA, 2555 nt
Organism: Haliotis rufescens (red abalone)
Lineage: Eukaryota; Metazoa; Mollusca; Gastropoda; Lepetellida; Haliotidae
Exons: 2
Coding region: 327-1799 (490 amino acids)
Source: RefSeq, a predicted model, not a curated record